AUGACCCCCCUCACUCUCCGCCUGGCCGUUGUGAUUGGCAUUGUCGCCUACUUCAGAGAAGUUCUCACUCACCCUGUUCCGCGUGAGCAGUCCCAACGUCGUCUCCUUCCCUCUGGCCCCACUACUGACACUUACGACUAUGUCAUCGUUGGUGGUGGUACUUCGGGCAUGACCCUUGCUGGCCGUCUCUCGGAGAACAAAGGCGUCACUGUUGCUGUUCUCGAAGCUGGUAUCGACUACCGCUCCAACCUCGUCAAUCAACAGCUCGUCGACACUCCCGGCUAUGACACGUUCGGUGUUGGAUCUUCCCCUUCCGACUGGGUAAAUGGGAACAUCGAUUGGGGCUUCGUAACCGAGGGAGAACCAGGCUAUGACAGCCGCAAAGUCAAGUACGCGCGUGGAAAAUGCAUCGGCGGUUCCUCUGCUCGUAACUUCAUGCUCUACCAUCGCCCUCCCAAACAGGCUCAACAAACAUGGGUCCAGUUGACCGGCGACGACCAAUGGUCGUUCGACAAUGUCCUUCCCUACUACCAGAAGACGUUUACUGACUUCGGCCCCCGACACGAAUUCCGUAAAGACGAUCCUCCCGCACAGUACAACCCUGCUGCGUUCCCCGGAAACGGCCCGGUUAGCAUUGGAUUCCCCAACUACGCUCAACCAUUUUCUGGGCCCUUGCUGAACAGUCUCAAUGAGGUCGGUGUGCCCACCACGACCGAUAUGAGUUCCGGUAACAUCCUCGGAGCUCAGUACUCCACCCUCACCAUCGAGGCUAGCAAUGGAAAACGAGCUACUUCGCGCUCCUUCUACCAACAGGCACUCGACCAAAAGCGCACCAACCUCAAAGUGAUCUUCGAGGCUCUCGCAAAGAAGGUGGUCUUCGACACUUCUGGUCGCAGACCUAAAGCUGUCGCUGUAGACUACACUUUGCCUUUUGGUGUGAAGAAGACUAUCAAGGCGAGGAAGGAAAUUAUCAUCAGCGCUGGUGCUUUCCAGUCCCCCCAACUGCUGAUGGUGUCGGGUAUUGGACCUGCUGAUCAGCUUAAGGCGGAAAAUAUCCCUGUGUUGGUGGAGAAUGCUAACGUGGGACAGCACAUGCAAGAUCACGUAUUCUUCGGUCCAACAUACACCGUUAACGUUGACACUCCCACUAAAGAAGCCAACGACCCCGUGUUCCUCGCUUCCUCCAUUGCCGCAUUCAACCUCCAAAAUCAAGGUAUUUUCACCAACAACGUCGCCGAUCUCAUCGGUUUCGAGAAGUGGAACAACACCUACCUGGACUCGAUCCAAGCUUCUUCCCUAAAGCAAAACCCAAGUGACUGGCCUGAGAUCGAAUACCUUUCUGGUCCUGGCUACAUUGGUGAUUUCUCCAACCUCGUCGUGAACAACAUCGUUAACGGUCUCACUCUUCAACAGUUCGCAUCGCUCCUCGUGGCCAUCGUCGCUCCUGUCUCGGAGGGUUCAGUUACACUCAAGUCUGCCGACACUGCUGAUCUUCCAGCUAUCCGACCUAACUGGCUCGGCGAUCCCAUCGACCAGAAGGUGGCUAUCGCUGCAUUCAAGCGCACACGUCAAGUCUUCGCUGCUAACGCAAUGAAGUCUACCCGUACAAGCGAGAAGGAAACAUUCCCCGGAUUCGAAGUUGCCACUGAUGACCAGAUCCUGGCUAGCAUCAGGAAGAAUCUUAUGACUGUCUGGCACGCAGCAAGUACCUGCAGAAUGGCAGAGACCGACAGGACCGGUGUACUGGACAGCAACUUCAAGGUGUUCGGUGUUGAUGCAUUGAGGGUAGUAGACGCCAGUGCAUUCCCAAGGCUGUUGCCUGGACAUCCACAGGCGGUUUGUUAUAUGAUUGCUGAGAGGGCUGCGGAUAUUAUUGCUGCUGCUAACAAGUAG
Molecule: messenger RNA, 1893 nt
Organism: Ustilago hordei
Lineage: Eukaryota; Fungi; Basidiomycota; Ustilaginomycetes; Ustilaginales; Ustilaginaceae
Exons: 2
Coding region: 1-1893 (630 amino acids)
Biological process (GO): secondary metabolite biosynthetic process
Molecular function (GO): oxidoreductase activity, acting on CH-OH group of donors; flavin adenine dinucleotide binding
Source: RefSeq, a predicted model, not a curated record